UUUUGUCACUGGUGUGUGAGAUGGAGCAAACAUGGGGACCAAGAAAGCCAACAUAAAGAACACACAAAGAGGGAGGGCAAUGAGAAGGUUUGGAGUACAGAGGAUCCACCUCAUCUCCUCUGAACACAGAGCCACUAGGAUUGGGUGGUCUUCCAACAACCGUAGGGAUGUGCACCAUAUGCAGAAAAAGGAAGUGCAAGACCAUAGAGUUAUAGGUGCUCUCAGAGACACUAACCUCUUGAAAACCCUGUCCAGCUGAGCAAUCACUUCUGUGGUGUCUUGAAAGCAGGAACAGAUCACGACUGUCUUGGGAGAGCAGGCUCUGACUGGAGCAAGACUGUCCAGCAUGUCCAACUGCCUGCCAAAGCUGACCACAGUGCUGCUCAGCCACAGGCUCGGGGCUCUGUCUAUCCUCGCCGUUUCUUUUGUGUUCUUUGCCUCUGUCAUGUUCUACUGGAGAACUGGAGAGGAUGCUGAGACCCAGCUCUACAGCUUGCCUACACAAAGCAGGUGUGAACUGUCUUUGCCUUCCCUUCCCCAUCCUACUGCCAGUGGGCCCUCUUCUUCCCCAGGGAAUGUGUUUUUUGUGGAGACCUCGGAGCGAACUGACCCAAGUUACCUGUUCAUGUGCUCUGUGGAGUCAGCAGCUCGGACGCACCCUGGGACAAGGGUCGUGGUGCUCAUGAAAGGCUUGGCAAAUGGGAACGCCUCGUUACCCAACCACUGGGGCUUCUUGUUGCUGAGCUGCUUCCCCAAUGUGGAAAUCCGGCCCCUGGACUUGCCAGAGCUUUUCUCUGGAACACCUCUGGCAAAGUGGUACUUGCAGGCUCAGCAGCGCUGGGAGCCUUAUUUCUUACCCGUCCUGUCUGAUGCCUGCAGAAUUGCCAUCAUGUGGAAAUUUGGUGGCAUCUAUCUGGACACAGACUUCAUUGUGCUUAAGAACUUAAAGAACCUCACCAAUGCCCUCGGUAUCCAGUCUCAAGAUGUACUGAAUGGGGCUUUUCUGUCCUUUAAACCCAAGCAUGAGUACAUGGAGCUCUGCAUGAAGGACUUUGUGGAUAAUUACAAUGGCUGGAUUUGGGCACACCAGGGCCCAGAACUCCUAACACGUGUCUUCAAGAAGUGGUGCUCCAUCAGUAAUAUCCAGAGCACUAUGAGCUGUAAAGGUGUGAGUGCUCUUCCCCCAGAAGCCUUUUAUCCCAUUCCCUGGCAGGACUGGAAGAAGUUAUUUGAAGCCAUCAGCUCCUCGGUGCUUCACAAGCUCCUUGAGAACACCUAUGCGGUGCACGUGUGGAAUAAACUGAGCCACGGGACAAGGUUAGAGAUCACAUCCCAGGCUUUCCUGGCUCAACUGUAUGCUCAGUUCUGCCCUGCCACAUAUGCGAAGAUGAAGAAGGACUCUUGAAAAGCAGUCAGGGCCUGCAGUACAACCUGUGGGCCGUUGGCUGCAGGGAAGUUCUUCAACCUGAAGGACACUCAGUGCCUUUCACCUUCCACAGAGCACGUAUUCUGUGUGACAGCUCAGUGAUUUUGUACCAUUUCCAAAUAUCUGCCUCAGAUCCUAUGUGCUUCAAAUGUACAUCAGAGCCUUAGCUGGGACUCUCUUGUCCUUCUGUAGCUCUUGAUGCUGCAGAGAAGGGUGAACUUGUUCAUUAGUGCCUAUCAGAUGCUGCUCUAUUGCUGUUAUCUCAAUUGUUCCUCUUGUGUAUCAUACCUCAAAAGCCUCUUACGUAGUUUCAACAGCUGUAGGAACCGUUGCCUUGCUCUCUGUAACAUUUCUAAGUAUGUAAAUAAAUGCCAGCCAGUGCUAUAGGACACGGUUUACUGGAGCUUAGGUCCGAAUUCCAUGAGUGGUAGAUUCUUAUGGCUGGCGAAGUAUGUGGGGAGUAUAUGAAAAAUUCUUAAAGAAAGGGAAAACAUUUUAAAUCCCUGCAUGGGUCUGCGUAAAGUUUUUCCUGUUUUCCAAAGGUACUUUAUUUCAAAUGAUCUUUUCUACUGUUUUACAUUCCACAGCAACAGGCCAACUUUUCUGAUCCUCUUCAGGAAAACAAAAACAGACAAAAGCAAUUUUUACCAAUGUGAGCAAAGAUCCUUGCUUUGUUGAAAAAAAUCUUGUGGGAUGUGCAUAUCUAACUAGUCCUUGACACACUCUGAGGGUGUCAGUAUAUGCCUUUUCUGCAGUGCUAUGAGAAGGAAAAGCAUUACAUUUCUUUUCACUUGAAUAUUGUACACAUUGUGGAAGAAAAGAGGUAGACAUGUCCACAUCAGCAGAACGACCAGUGAUCAGGUCCAGGACUAGGACCAGUGUCCUCAGUGAUAUUUUAUUACUGUCACUGGGGAUCUAGUAAAUGGAUUAUACAUGGAAAUGCAUCUAAUGCUCAUGCAGGUUACACAAGCAGGUAAGUGACUUCAGGCAUUGCUGCCUGUAAUGGGAACACAGGUGCCUGUACCAUGGACUUUUAAAGUUAAGUGAGGUAAAGCCAGCUGUGGCUUCUACAAAACCUAGGCAAAGCUGAUGCAGUGAUAACCUGCUGUUGAUCUGAUGGAUGUGAUGACCAUUCUCACAGCCGAAUGCAUUUCCCAUGCAUCCAGGGCACUGUAAUUGUAAAAAUGCAUUUGAAAUUAAUGUUUUAUGAAACGAGGAAAAAAGAACAUACUGUAGUUCUGUUUGUCCCAAAUCAAAGUUCCUGUCUGGAAGGCAACAUGUAAGCAAUGUGUGAUGAUUAUUUCUUUUUCAGAUAUGCAGUAGCUAACAAAUAAGAGAAAUAUGUGCAUCAAUUUUAAUAUGAUAUUUUUCUAAAUUCCAUUAUCUGUUGAAAAGUAUAGUGUUAUGUACAAAGGAAGGCUGAUGUAAGUUUGGUCCAGGUUUUAAUAUGAGCAGUAAUAUGUCUCAAGACUUGUCAGACACUGAGCCAUGGCACACUGUUGAUUAAACACUCCAUUGCAGACCAAAA
Messenger RNA from Strigops habroptila (Kakapo), 2954 nucleotides. RefSeq names its product lactosylceramide 4-alpha-galactosyltransferase-like. NCBI's taxonomy places the organism in Eukaryota, Metazoa, Chordata, Aves, Psittaciformes, Psittacidae. Gene Ontology annotation, molecular function: acetylglucosaminyltransferase activity. The transcript has 3 exons. Gene Ontology annotation, biological process: protein O-linked glycosylation. Bases 347 to 1405 code for a protein of 352 amino acids. The record is from RefSeq and is a predicted model, not a curated record.